UUGUUCGGUCUUCUGAAGGAAUCAGUCGUUUAAAACGGUUUCCAUCCUCAAAGCUUAAUACAAAUAUAUUUUUGUUACUGUCAACUGUGAAUAGUGAAUUUUCUAAAAAAGGAAAAAAAAUCUUUUACUUAUACACAAAAAAUCCAAGUCCAUAUAAAGAAGUUGUUGAAAAAAAAAGUGUUAGAAAAAGUUAAUUAAAGUGUGGAAAAACAGCUAAAGUUGGUAAAAAUCUAGAAGAUUUUUUGUGUUAAACUGGAAAAGACUAAUCCAUAAAAAAAAAUCAAAAAAAUAAUAUAAAACACGAGCAAAACUGAGUGUUAAGAAAUCUUAGAGAAAAAACAACAGAAGCAGAAGAUUUAAAGAAAAUAUAAGAAAAAUAAAAAAUCUUAAAGAAAAUUAAAAAAAAAAUAAAUUCAAGUUCAAAAACCCUUCAACACAAAGUGUGCAAACGAGCAAAAGAAAAAAAAAAACAAGAGUCAAAUAAAACUAAAGAAAAAAGAAAAUAAUUUCCCCGUAUUAUUGAAAACCAUAUAAUGGCCCCAAUAAUUGCUGACAAUUUAAACGAAUCAGGAUGUGAAUUUGUUGAUAAUUCCAAUACGAACACUUCCAACGUUGCUCAAAUUAGUGAAACUUUUUAUAGUGAAGAAGAAACGUCAUCAUCAUCAUCAUCGUCCUCCUCAUCAUCAGUUGGCAACUAUACGAAUGACGAAAGUGUUGUUGUUGUUGUCGAAAAAGAAGAAGAAAGUGUUAACGAAGUGAAUAAUUUAAAUGUUGUUGAUGUUAAAAAUGAAUCUUCUAAUGCCGAAUCCGAUGGAUUAUUUAUGCCAACUAGCAAGCAAAUGCCCUGGGAAGCUCCAGGCAAACAAGGACUUUAUGAUCCUCAGAAUGAGCAUGAAGCAUGUGGCGUUGGUUUCAUUGUGGCCAUCGAUGGCAAACGCUCUCACAAGAUUCUUCGUGAUGCCCAGACCUUGUCAGAACGGAUGAAUCAUCGCGGUGCUUGCGCCUGUGAUAAUGACACUGGCGAUGGCGCUGGUGUUAUGGCUUCUAUACCCCAUGGAUUAUAUGCCAAAGCAUUGUCUUCUCAGGGCAUUGAAUUGCCAGAACUUGGUAAUUAUGCCACUGGUAUUUUCUAUUUGGAUCAUCAAACUCACAAGGAAGCUGAGCAAGAGUUUAAUGCAUUAGCCAAGACUUUGGGAGUUGAGGUGUUGAACUGGCGUGAUGUGCCAUCGAAUACGAAUGCUAUCGGUGUGGUGGCUCGUAAAUCGGAACCAUAUUCUCGUCAAGUGUUUGUGACUCGUCCAGCUGGCAUGGAUGAUGAGACUUUCAAGCGCAAGAUAUUCGUAUUGCGUAAACGUGCCAGUCACGAAUUGGCUAAAGAAGGUCGUCGUUUUUAUAUCUGUUCCCUUUCUACUAAAACCAUAGUCUACAAGGGUCUCUUUACUUCCGAUCAACUUUGGGAUUACUAUACCGAUCUUAAGAAUCCAGAAUUCGAAACCUAUUUGGCUUUGGUUCAUACACGUUUCUCUACCAAUACUUUCCCUUCAUGGGAGAGAGCUCAUCCCUUGCGUGUUUUGGCUCACAAUGGUGAAAUCAAUACACUGCGCGGUAAUGUUAAUCUCAUGAAGGCCCGUGAAGGUGUCAUGAAGAGUGAAUUGUUUGGUGAUGAAUUGAAGAAACUCUAUCCAGUGGUAGAGCCCAAUCUAUCCGAUUCCGGUUCAUUUGAUUGUGUCUUGGAAUUUCUUACCCAAGCUAGUAGUCGCACAUUACCGGAAUCGGUUAUGACCAUGGUGCCUGAAGCCUGGCAAAAUGACAAAACUAUGCCUCAAGAGAAACGAGAUUUCUAUCAAUGGGCCUCUUGUGUUAUGGAACCCUGGGAUGGUCCUGCUCUAAUUUCCUUCACUGAUGGUCGCUAUAUUGGUGCCGUCUUGGAUCGUAAUGGUUUGCGUCCUUCGCGUUUCUAUAUCACCAAAGAGAAUAUUUUGGUUAUGGCUUCUGAAGUUGGUGUCUAUGAUGUUGAUCCAUCACAGGUUACCUUGAAGAGUCGUUUGAAACCCGGUCGUAUGUUAUUGGUCGAUACUCAAGAGAAGAAAUUCAUUCAAGAUAUUGAGCUUAAGACUUACAUUGCCAAAUCUCGUCCUCAUUCGGAAUGGUUACAACAGAAGAUGAUAACUUUGGACGAAAUUCGCAACGCCAAUGUCUUUAAUACGGAUAAUGCCAAUGGUUUGGCAGAAUAUACCACCGAUCCCGCUACUCAUGGUAUGUUGGAUCCAAGACUUUCUUUGUAUGGUUACACCAAUGAGUCGGUUAAUAUGCUGUUGGUGCCAAUGUUUAAGACCAGAAAAGAGGCUCUUGGAUCUAUGGGUAAUGAUGCUCCUUUGGCUUGUCUUUCAACAUUCCAACCCACACCCUACGAAUACUUCAAACAAUUGUUUGCCCAAGUUACCAAUCCUCCCAUUGAUCCAUUCCGUGAGAAGGUUGUCAUGUCUAUGCAGUGCCCUGUGGGUCCCGAGGGCAAUUUAUUGAAGCCUUCUGCAGAACAAGUCCAUCGCAUUUGGUUGCCCAACCCCAUUUUGAGCAUUCCAGAUACAAAUCUGCUGAAACGCAAUACUCAUCGUGGUUGGAAAACCAAGGUUUUGGACAUUACAUUCCAAUUUCAAGAUGGCGUACAGGGCUACAUUGAUUGUAUUGAUCGCAUUUGUCGUGAGGGUGAAGCGGCCGCUUCUUCGGGCUAUCAACUUUUGAUCUUGUCCGAUCGCAAUGGUGGACAAAAUGGCAAAGCUCCCGUAUCGGCUCUUUUAGCUUUGGGUGCUCUACAUCAUCAUCUCAUCGAAACAUAUCAGCGCAUGAAGGUUGGUAUCAUCCUUGAGACUGCUGAAGCUCGCGAAGUUCAUCAUAUUUGCGUGCUAUUGGGUUAUGGUGCUGAUGCCAUUUGCCCCUAUUUGGCAUUCGAAUUGGCCCAAGCCUUGCGUAAUGAUGGUGUCAUUAGCCCCGAUGUUAGCGACAAGCAAAUCUAUUCGGCUUACGCUCAGGCUAUUGAUACUGGCAUUGCUAAAGUCAUGGCCAAAAUGGGCAUUAGUACUCUGCAAUCGUAUAAAAGUGCUCAAAUAUUUGAAGCCGUGGGUUUGGGUAGUGACAUUGUCCACAAGUGUUUCCGUGGCACUGCUUCCCGCAUUGGUGGUGUGACUUUGGAGAUUAUGGCUCGCGAGGGUCUGGAACGUUAUCAAAUGACUUAUUGCAAAGUUUCUGCCGAUACUCGCAUUUUGCGCAAUCCUGGCCAAUAUCAUUGGCGUCAUGGUGGUGAAGCCCAUAUCAAUGAACCUGGCUCGAUUGCUAGUCUACAAGAAGCAGCAGUUUCUAAUAAUACGAAUGCAUUUGAAGCUUUCAAGAAUUCCACUUUAGAAAGUGUUAAGAGAUGUACUCUAAGAGGUCAAUUGGAGUUUGUUACUGAUCGUGAGAAGAUCGAUAUAUCAGAAGUGGAACCAGCCAGUGAAAUUGUAAAACGUUUUGCUACUGGUGCCAUGAGUUUCGGUAGUAUUUCUCUGGAGGCCCAUCAAACAUUGGCCAUUACCAUGAAUCGUAUAGGAGGCAAAAGUAAUACCGGUGAGGGUGGUGAAGAUUCAGAUCGUUAUUUGAAUCAAGAUCCCCAAAAUAGCCGCCGUUCUGCUAUUAAACAGGUAGCUUCGGGUCGUUUUGGUGUCACCGCUUCUUAUUUGGCCAAUGCCGAUGAUUUGCAAAUUAAAAUGGCCCAAGGUGCCAAACCAGGCGAAGGUGGCGAAUUGCCCGGCUAUAAAGUUACCAAAGAAAUUGCUAAAACUCGUCAUUCAGUGGCUGGAGUUGGUCUUAUUUCACCACCUCCUCACCACGAUAUUUACUCAAUUGAAGAUUUGGCCGAACUUAUUUACGAUUUGAAAUGUUCAAAUCCUAAUGCUCGCAUUUCCGUAAAAUUGGUAUCUGAAGUAGGUGUGGGCGUGGUAGCUUCUGGUGUUGCUAAGGGUAAAGCUGAACAUAUUGUUAUUUCGGGUCAUGAUGGUGGUACUGGUGCUAGCUCCUGGACUGGCAUUAAGAGCGCCGGUCUACCCUGGGAAUUGGGUGUGGCAGAAACUCAUCAAGUUUUGGUUUUGAAUAAUCUACGAUCAAGAGUUGUACUCCAAGCUGACGGUCAAUUGCGUACCGGUUUCGAUGUUGCUGUUGCUGCAUGUUUGGGUGCUGAUGAAUUUGGUUUCAGUACAGCUCCUUUAAUUGUAAUGGGCUGUACCAUGAUGCGUAAAUGUCAUUUGAAUACUUGUCCAGUUGGUAUUGCCACCCAGGAUCCUGUGUUGCGUAAAAAGUUCACUGGCAAGCCAGAGCAUGUCAUUAACUUCUUCUUUAUGCUGGCAGAAGAUAUUCGUAAAAUCAUGGCCAGCUUGGGUAUACGUAAAUUCCAAGAUCUUAUUGGUCGCACUGAUUUGUUGCGUGUCUCUGAUAAACUCUCGCCAAAGGCCAGCACUUUGGACUUGUCGUUGAUUUUGCAAGAUGCCCUAAAAUUGCGUCCUGGCACAAAUAUCUUGGGAGGUUCCGUAAAACAAGACUUCCAAUUGGAAAAACGUUCCGACAAUGAACUUAUUAGCAAAAUCCAACCCAUUUUUAAUGGUACUGAGGAUAAUGUUACUCUAAAAAUGCGCAUCAAUAACGAAGAAAGAGCUUUUGGUUCCACACUCAGCUAUCAUAUUGCUUGCAAAUAUGGUGAAGCUGGUCUUCCUGAAGGCAAAAGUAUGGAUAUUUACUUGGAAGGUUCUGCUGGUCAGAGUUUCUGUGCUUUCUUAGCCAAGGGUGUUAAUGUCACCUUAAAGGGCGAUGCCAACGAUUAUGUGGGCAAAGGUUUGUGCGGUGGCAAUAUAGUUAUAACGCCACCUGACACCGUACCCUAUGAAUCCCAUUUGAAUGUGAUUGUGGGCAAUGUUUGCUUGUAUGGUGCCACUCAAGGUCGUGCUUACUUCCGCGGUAUUGCGGCUGAACGUUUCUGUGUACGCAACUCAGGUGUUACCGCAGUUGUAGAGGGUGUGGGUGAUCACGGCUGCGAAUACAUGACUGGCGGUACUGUGGUAAUUUUAGGUCUUACUGGCCGUAACUUUGCUGCCGGUAUGUCUGGUGGUGUGGCUUAUGUCUACGAUAUCGAUGGUUCUUUCAAAGCCAAAGUAAAUCCAGAAUUAGUAGAACUUUUACCACUCGAAUUGGCCGGUGAUGUGGCUUUAAUUAAGGAACUUUUGCAAGAUUUCAUUGAGAAGACGGGAUCAAAGAUUGCCAAACAAAUCAUUGAUAACUGGGCUCAGGAGCAGGGCAAAUUUGUCAAAGUCUUCCCCUAUGACUAUCAACGAGCUCUUAAGGAACUUGAAGCCGAAAAGGAAGAACAAGAAGUAAAAUCCGAUGUCAAAUCUAUUGAGAAUGGCAAAAGCAACGAACCCUCUAUUAAGGACAUCGAAGAAGCCAUACAGGAUGUGGCAUUGGAACAAAAGAGAGCUGAUCGCAUUUUAGAUAAAACUCGUGGUUUCGUCAAGUACAAGCGUGAGACCGCACCUUAUCGUGAUGCUCAAGAGCGUCAAAAGGAUUGGGAAGAAGUUUACAAUUUCCCUCAUGUGCGCAAGAAUCUAAGGGUUCAGGCGGCUCGUUGCAUGGAAUGCGGUGUACCAUUCUGUCAAUCGAAUGUACAUGGCUGUCCUUUGGGCAACAUUAUUCCUAAAUGGAAUGAUCUAGUAUUCCAUGGUGACUGGAAGGAGGCGUUGCGUCAAUUGUUGCAAACAAAUAAUUUCCCCGAAUUUACGGGACGUGUUUGUCCAGCACCCUGCGAGGGUUCAUGUGUCUUGGGUAUAUCCGAACCUGCUGUUACCAUUAAAAAUAUUGAAUGUGCAAUAAUUGAUCAUGCUUUUGAACAGGGUUGGAUUAAGCCCGAAAUACCAGAGGUACGUAGUGGCAAACGUGUGGCCAUUGUUGGUUCUGGUCCUUCGGGUCUGGCAGCUGCUCAACAACUUAAUCGUGCCGGUCAUUUUGUUACCGUUUUUGAACGUAAUGAUCGCGUAGGUGGUUUGUUGCAAUACGGUAUUCCUACUAUGAAAUUAUCCAAGGAAGUGGUGAAGAGACGUGUUGAUUUGAUGGCUGAUGAGGGCAUUGAAUUCCGCACCAAUGUUCAUGUGGGAAAAGAUAUACCGGCUGAGACCUUGUUGCAAGAAUAUGAUGCUGUCUUGAUUACCACUGGUUCCACCUGGCCACGUGAUUUACCACUGGCCAAUCGUGACCUCAAGGGUAUACACUUCGCCAUGGAGUUCUUGGAAGCUCAACAAAAGAAACAAUUGGGCGGUAAGAAGGAUAUAAUCUCUGCUGAGGGAAAAGAUGUUAUAAUUAUUGGUGGUGGCGAUACCGGCUGUGAUUGUAUAGCCACUUCAUUGCGCCAAGGUGCCAAGAGUAUUACAACAUUUGAAAUUCUACCCGAACCACCCAAGAGCAGAGCCAAUGAUAAUCCCUGGCCACAAUGGCCCAAAGUAUUCCGUGUUGACUAUGGCCACGAAGAGGUGCGCGUCAAAUGGGGCAAUGAUCCCAGACAAUAUUGUACUACAACCAAAGAAUUCAUUGGUGAGAAUGGUCAUAUCAAGGCGGUUAAAACCGUUGAAGUGGAAUGGACUAAAACAGCCAAUGGCGGCUGGAGCAUGAAAGAAGUGCCCGGCUCAGAAAAACAUUUCAAUGCUGAUCUUAUUCUAUUGGCAAUGGGCUUUUUGGGACCCGAAAAGACGGUGCCCAAUGAAUUGUCUUUGGAAUUAGAUCCCAGAGGCAAUAUUAAGGCCGUCAAUGGUCAUUAUGGUACCUCGAAUCCUAAAGUAUUUGCAGCUGGAGAUUGUCGCCGUGGCCAAUCAUUGGUGGUGUGGGCCAUUACCGAAGGUCGCCAGGCAGCUCGUCAAGUGGACUCUUAUCUUACCGGCCGUCCUAGUGGUCUUCCAGGGCCUGGUGGUGUUGUAGAUCCCACUAAAAAUGCUUAAAUUUAUUAGUUCAUUAACCUUUUAAGAUUUUUUUAUUUACUUGCUAUUUUUUGUGGUAAAGUCUUGAAUAAAUAUUAAAUUUAAUUGUAUUUGUUUCCAUUAUUAAACCUAAAUUAC
This is a messenger RNA of Lucilia sericata (common green bottle fly), 7121 nucleotides long. RefSeq names its product putative glutamate synthase [NADPH]. The transcript has 17 exons. The record is from RefSeq and is a predicted model, not a curated record. The coding region runs from base 534 to 7004 and encodes 2156 amino acids. Lineage: Eukaryota; Metazoa; Arthropoda; Insecta; Diptera; Calliphoridae. Gene Ontology annotation, molecular function: FMN binding; iron ion binding; glutamate synthase (NADH) activity.